AUGGCCGGCGUCGAUGAUAUUUUCAAACAGCGUUCUGGUGCUCCCGGCAGCAAGCGGAAACUCGAAGCCGUCAAAGAUCCGAGUGAGAUUUACAAAGCAGGCAAGUUGAGCGCCAAAGAACCCAAUCGCCGCGCCCAUGUAGCAGACGAUCGACGAGACGGUGGCGAAGCCGGGUACGACAAUGACGACGAUGACUAUGGCCCUGCGCUACCGCCGGGAGACGAGAACGAUGCCGGCGAAGACGAUGAGGGUCGUUUCUUCGGCGGCGGCAUCAGCAAACAGGAAUCCCAGAUCCUCGACUUUGUCGACGAGGCCGGCACCGCCGACGAGGCUCCGGACAAGAUUGACGCCGCGUGGCUCCGCAAAACAGUCCUCAGCUUCGAAAAGCGCAUUACGAAAAACGCCGAGUUGCGAGCCAAGCACGAGCACGACCCGCAAAGAUUCAUCGGCAGCGAAGCCGACUUGGACUCGGACAUCAAGGGGCUCUCCAUACUUUCGGAGCAUCCGGAGCUGUACCCCGAGUUUGUAAAGCUCGGCUCCGUCAACAGCCUCGUGGGCCUCCUUGCGCACGAAAACACGGACAUUGCCAUUGAUGUUUUGGAGAUUAUUGGUGAGCUAACGGACGAAGAUGUCUCUGCCCAAGACGACCAAUGGGAUCUCCUUGUGGACGCCCUGAUGGAAGCAGAUCUCAUUGGGCUCUUGGGGUCAAACUUGUCGCGACUAAACGAAGACGACGAGGCGGACCGGAACGGCGUGUAUUACGCGCUGGGCAUCAUAGAAAAUCUGUCGUCGCGCUCAGCAACAGCCACGCGCAUUGCCCAGGAAGGGACUCUCCUCCAGUGGCUCCUGCAGCGCAUCCGGCGCAGCGAAUCGCCCGUCUCCCAAAACAAGCAGUACGCCGCCGAAGUCGUCGCCAUACUAUCUCAAGCAUCCCUCGAAAACUGCCAGCAGCUCGCCAUACUCGAUACGGUCGACACGCUUCUCCAGCUAGUGUCAACGUACCGCAACCGCGACCCGGACAAGGGGAGCGAAGAGGAGGAAUACAUGGAAAACCUUUUCGAGGCCCUGACGUGCAUCGCCGAUCAACCUCUGGGGAAAACCAAGUUCCUCGAAGCAGAGGGCGUGGAACUGUGCCUCAUCAUGCUCAAGGACGGCAAGAAGAGCAAAUUCCCGGCUCUGCGGCUCCUCGACCACGCUUGCGGAGGCGCAAGCGGCGCGCGAGUCUGCCUCAAGAUCGUGGAAGCCGGGGGCCUCAAGGGCGUCUUCACGCUGUUCAUCAAGUCCAAGGAUAACCGUCUGCUGACGCACCUCCUGGGGCUGUUUGCCUCCAUGCUGCGCUUGUUGCCGGGGGAGUCCGCAGAGAGGAUACGCACCUUGGCCAAGUUUGUCGAGAAGGACUACGAGAAGACGGCCAAACUGGUCCGGCUGCACGGAGAGUACAGCACGCGCGUCCAACGAGCAGCGCAGGAGUACGCGCCCGGGGAUGCUGAAGACGACGAGGCCGCAGAGAUUGCGUUAUUGUCAAGGAGGCUAGACGCCGGCCUGUUCUCUCUGCAGCAGAUUGACGUCGCGCUGGCGUGGCUAGUUGCCGAGGACGUCGGGGCUCGAAAGAAGAUCAAGCAGCUCCUCGAGGAGAAGGGUGGGCGACUGUCCGACCUAGCCGAGGUUCUAUCCGAGCAGCAAAAGGGGCUGGAUGUGUCAGAAGAGGACAGCAGGGACUUGAGUGACAUGUUGGGGAUAUUGAUGACGUUUCUGCGGUAA
Messenger RNA from Ustilaginoidea virens, 1761 nucleotides. RefSeq lists its product as uncharacterized. Lineage: Eukaryota; Fungi; Ascomycota; Sordariomycetes; Hypocreales; Clavicipitaceae. The transcript has 3 exons. The record is from RefSeq and is a predicted model, not a curated record. Gene Ontology annotation, cellular component: spliceosomal complex. The coding region runs from base 1 to 1761 and encodes 586 amino acids.